UUUUGCUGCUAGUCAGUCUGCUCUUUGCAUUGCUGCAUGCUUUUCUGUAUUGUCUACCUUAGUUCGAGCUUCACUGUGGUUGGCACUUCAUUUCCUGUUGUGUGCGGCCGACCUGAAGAAUGUACCAUGCAAAUCUGACUUUACCAGCAGUUUUAGUCAGUCUGAUGCUAGGAUUUUUGCCCUUUCUUUAAACGAUCGGAUUUUGUUGAGGAAUGGCUUAUGCGAGACCACGGAAAGAAGAUAAAAAGGAUAAAAAGGUAAUAAACAUGCAGUACCCAUUGGUAGUCACUGCUGCCCACGAAGCAGAUGUGAUAGCAUGUGCCUCAGGCAUGGGUGAGACGUUCCAACCCCUGAAGGCAGCAACACUUGGAGGUAAGGUUCGAGAUACUCAGACCUAUCCUUGUCUGUCCACCUUCCAGCCACUAAAUAAUCAAUUGCAGCCUAAUCCAAUGACUCAGACCUUGUGUAUCAAACCAAAGUCAACCCAGAAGGUCUUCACUGCAGUGAGAAAUACUACAUUAUGCACAGAGUUAGUGGGAUCUGCAGAUUCAAACUUAAAACCACAGUGCCAGACCCAAUUAUUAUCCAAUGAUGUCCAGGUAAUGUCUGAACCCAAAGGUGAGAAAAGUGCCUUUGCUUUGGCAACAAAUGAAACUGUCCAUGAGGAAGUCAAGAAUCCCCAGGACUGUUUACUGGAUCUUUUGUCUUCAUUCCGGGCCAAGGUGGUAAUGUGGUUUGAGGAAACACAAGCAGCUCACAUCUUACAGAAUGGAGUGAUUCCAGAAUGGUUUCAUGGAUUCAUCUCGAGAAGAGAAUCUGAAGAAUUGUUAAUAGAUAAGCCAGAGGGCUGCUUUCUUGUACGAUUAAGUGGGAGCAGGAUUGGGUUUGCACUUUCUUACAGGGGCAGUGAGCGUUGUCGUCAUUUCCUCAUAGAUCAGCUGCCAGAUGGACAGUAUGCGAUUUUAGGAGAGGACAGCUAUCACUCAAGCAUCAGUGACUUGCUUCUUCAUUACAGUACUUCUCCGAUACCACCUUUUCUGGAAUGCUUAACCGAUCCCUGCCCACAGAUGCCAGACUUCAAACCACCCCUCCCCACAAAAUCUGGUCAGAAUAUUCAGCCAGCACUGGAUCCUUUGGAGAAGUCUGACAGCCAAGCGACAAAUGCAUCUGGCAUUCGUACAUAUGCAAAGGUCAACAAACCUAAAUCUGAGGAGACAGUGCAAGAACUGACUCUUCCUUUGGAAAAAAAAUACACCGAAUUUCAAGAAAUGCACACGUAUGCAGAGCCAAAUGAGGGCAUGCCAGAAGGAAGGCACAUAUAUAAUGAGCCUGUGGAUCCAAUUGCAUUUUAUGCUAUGGUACCUGGAUUACAACGCCUUCAAUCCAGUAGUGAUUCUCUUCUUGAAAGUCCAGAAAAUGUAUAUUCUGAGCCAGAUGGGACAUUCUGCAAAAAUGUUUAUUGGGUUGACCCCAUGAGGACAUUACCUCCAGUGCCAUCUGCCGUGCACCCAGCGCUCCAGCGCUGCAGCUCAAACAAAGCAAGGACACUUCCUGUCAUUAGUCCAAAAAAUGCCUCCACCCUUCAGUUUCAGAAGCAAUUGGGCACCCUAAUUAGGCAACAGUAUUUACAGAGAAGACUAGACCCCAAAGGAGAAUUUGAUGAUCCAGUCUAUGGCAGGUCAAAAGCACAGCAUUCCCACAAUGCACCACAGAUGGAUGGACAGGACCAGGAGCAAGAGAACUUUUAUGAAAGUAUUGCAGAAGGUAGACUCAAAUCUAGGCAGCUUCCAUUAGCACCAAGAACCAGUCGAUGAUGAAUCAAGAAGAAGCACGCACAUUUACAUCACAUGUGUUUGGAAUUCAGCAGAUAUAAGAUCCAAUACAUCAGCAUGGAACCAUUCGGUGCAAAUUGCAUGAACAGCUACUGCUCAUAAGUGAUAUGCAGAAAGUACUCGACGUCUGGUAAACCUAAGAAGAGUCACAGAGAAAUGAAAAAAAUUCAGAAAACACUUUGUGAUCCAUUUAGUUCACAUUUGCCAUCGCAGAUAUAUUGUUGUUACAGACUGCAGUGUGCUAUAACUGAAGUAUUUUAUAUUUAUCACACUUCUGGCAAAAACAGACUAGGAAAUAUGACACAGGACAAAAAAUCUAGUAGCAACAAAAACAGAUUAGGGAAAAAUAGGACAUAACAGAAACAUCUAGAAAUAAAAUGCUACUGAAAAUGCUUUUUCCACUAAGCCAUUUGACAUUAUUUUUCAUUGUGCAGAUGAAAACCACUUCCUCUUUGGUUUCCGUAUUCACCUGACAUGUGAAAUGUUUUCUUAAAGUUAAUUUUCAGCACCUACCUAAAUGGCAUUGUUAUUCUUCGUAUUUUCUGACCUGCAGCUUCCUUUCUCAUUUUUCUUUGAGUGCGUGUCAUCCACAGCCCUAACAGGGUUACCUCCUUCUGCUCAAACUGUGACAUUUCCAUUCUAUAUAUUUUGUUUUAAUUACUUUGCAUUCAAUAAAUUAUCCAAGUGCAGCUCAUCUGGAAGGCAGAUCUUACACAUCCCACACAGAGUCAUCGAUCAGAACUUCCAUUUAAUGUUAUUGGUAUACUCUGCCUUUGUCAUGGCAGUACUGGUUCUGUGGAUGACAGGUUUUUCAGUGACAGCCUUAUUGUUCUUGCUAACAUAGUGUUUAACUUUAUCAAGGACAGCAUAGAAGGUUUUAUCUGUCUCUGUUUUCAUUGGUUACUGGUGAAACAUUGCAGUUCCUUGUAACUGUCAAAAAUAAAAAGUAUUCUUUUAUAUUAUGAAAGAAGUUCCCCAUUACAGUAUCAUUGCUAAACACAAAAAAGAUGAUUUUUCUGCACUGUUGAACAUCUGUCAGAAUGUGGAGGUUCCAUGCUUUGUUGAAACUACUGACACAUAUUCAUUCUCCCUGCAUACAUUGCCCUGCCAACUAUUUUGUGAUCUACCACUGACUCCUUACUUUGUUAAUGAAGACCACUCCCAGCAUAGCCAAACUACCCUCUAGAUGAUAACACUAAAUUGUUUCAGUUUAAUGAAUUUUUUGUCAUGGAGACAUCUCCCUGACUACACAAUCAGGCUGUUGCAUCCCCAUAAUUAUCUUUGCUAGCAUCAGAGAGCACUGAUCAUUGCUGUAUUCCUGAUGUAGACAGCUGCUAAUGCCUUAGUUAUGAUACUUUGCUCUGACUUCAUUUUACAUCAUCUUUUAUUGUGUAUUCCUGAAUAUGUCAUGACAAAAUGAAGUGUCUUACAUCUGUUUUCAUGUAACAGAUGUCUGCAGUUGUAUAAGGUACCUUUUAAAGAAUUGAACCAGUGAUGCAGAGAGCUAAAGCCCAAUUAUAUUAUCUUCUGUCAUGCCUUUCAACUAGACUGGGUUCAGGACUGUUAUGGGAAAUAAUUGAUUGUUAACAUGCAGCAUUCCUCAAUUCCAUGGAGACGCAACCACUACAAAACAUAACAAAUUUGUAGAUUUAUGGUCUUGGCUGAUAUUCAUUCUCAGUUGCUGUAACUAUAAGGUGUUCUUGAAAUCAAGGUGUAAAACAUGCUGACUACAUGACCGUUCUUGCCACCUGUAAUCUGCAUCAGCUUCUGUACAACCACUGGCUCACCUGUCUCUAGAUGGAUGAUUCUGCCAACUAUACUAUAAACAGCGACGCCUUGAAUAUAUAUGGGACUGCAUAGAGGAGAUAGUAUGGACAAACAGCAGCAAUCGUUAUGUAUUCAUUCUAAAAUAUUUCAUUUCAUGUCUCUGGUUAGAAACUUCUUGUUGCUUCUUUUGUACAGUAUUCUUUAUUUUACAAUUUAUUAAAAUGAUGCUGCUUAGCUCUUCUCCUAAACAUAA
Messenger RNA from Protopterus annectens (West African lungfish), 3852 nucleotides. RefSeq names its product SH2 domain containing 2A (gene SH2D2A). Gene Ontology annotation, cellular component: cytoplasm. The coding region runs from base 213 to 1814 and encodes 533 amino acids. NCBI's taxonomy places the organism in Eukaryota, Metazoa, Chordata, Ceratodontiformes, Protopteridae. The record is from RefSeq and is a predicted model, not a curated record. The transcript is spliced from 9 exons.